AUGUCGGACGCAAAUCCUACAUCAGCGUCGAGGCCCAGCUCCGCUGCAGGUCCAAGCAAAGCGAUAGCGGAUCCAGCGUCGACUAAAUCGCAGCAAGCAAAACAGCCCGCCAAGGAAGGCGCUACGGACAAAAAAUCAGCCAAGGAACUCAAGGCUGCGCGAAGAGCUGCCAAGGUAGCCGAACGUGCGCCCAGUGAUGGUUCAGAGCCUCAAAGAGCGCCAUCGGCAGUAAACGCCGCUCAACGAGGCGGUGCAGCCGAUCGCAGUCAACAGCACAGUCGCGAUGGCAAACGACCUGGAUCAUCGUCCGCAAAUGCUUCAGGAGGCAAUGCAAGGCUGGGAACGGGUGCAAUUGGUGCUGUUGGCAGCAAUCUAGUAGGAAAUUCAGGUGCUUCAGCGAGUGGUGCAGCAGCUGCUUCUAUGGCUGCUCUAGCCUCUAGCUCUGGCGCCAAAAGAGGCGGACACGACAACGACCUCGCCGCCAAGUUGAUUCCUCAGCAUCCCAGCGUCGCACUCUUUGGCAACGUCUCGUCGGGCAAAUCGCACAAAGCACACAUUGCAGCCCAAGUCUCUGCCUCAUUCCGUUCCAACAUUCAUCCUUCGAUUUUACGACUCUCGUCUCAGCUCGCCCAGUACAAGCUCAUGGGGGCGGAUGCGCGUGCUAUCGCAUUACUCCGUGCGAUGGCCGACGUCAUCCGCGACUACACCACGCCCAGAGGCGAAAUGCUUAAUCGCGACCUUCUUAAAUCCGUCUCGGCUCAAGUCGGACAUCUCGUCGAUGCGCGCGCUAUGGGCACGUCUCAAGGCGUCGCUGUUCGCUACCUCAAAUACGAAAUCUCGGUCGUCAGUGCAGAUCUCACCGAAGAUGAGGCCAAAGAACACCUCUUGGAGCGAAUCGACCACUUUGUACGUGAUCGCAUCGUCUAUGCUUCCAAGAUCAUCCGCACCCAGGCGGGAAACAAGAUCAAGGACGGUGAUGUUGUCAUGACUUUCGCGCGGUCUUCCGUGGUCGAAGGUACGCUGCUCGCUGCCUGGCAACGCGGUGUUCGCUUCCAAGUGAUCGUUGUCGACACGCGGCCUCUGCUCGAAGGAAAGGCCUUGCUCUCAGUUCUUCUUGCCGCGGGUAUCCCAUGCACGUACGGCCUCAUCUCAAGUCUUUCCUCGCUCAUGCCACGUGCCGACAUCUUGCUUUUGGGAACAUCCGCCUUGCUCGCCAACGGUGCGCUCUACUCGCGCGCCGGCACAGCCACGUGCGCUAUGAUGGCCAAACAAAAGGGCAUCCCCGUCAUCGUGUGUUGCGAGACCUACAAAUUCUCCGAACGUGUGCAGCUCGACUCUUUCGUGCAAAACGAAGCUGGAAAUCCGCAAGACCUGCUGCUUCCCUCAUCGGAACAGGCCUACGAUGUCACAACGGAUGCGGACCACGACGGCAGCGAGGCAGACAACAAGCGCCGCGGAGCACUCAUCGAUGUAGCUGAAUGGCAAGCUUCGCCUAACUUGGCAGUCAUCAACCUGCUGUACGAUGUGACUCCGCCCCGAUUCAUCUCGGCUGUUGCGAGCGAAGUUGGGCUGUCGGGUCCAGAAAGCGUGGGCGUCAUCUUGCGCGAUUACAAGAGCGUUUUGUACGGUGUUUAG
Molecule: messenger RNA, 1635 nt
Organism: Mycosarcoma maydis (corn smut)
Lineage: Eukaryota; Fungi; Basidiomycota; Ustilaginomycetes; Ustilaginales
Product: translation initiation factor eIF2B subunit delta
Exons: 1
Coding region: 1-1635 (544 amino acids)
Source: RefSeq, a predicted model, not a curated record